Messenger RNA from Darwinula stevensoni, 753 nucleotides. The record is from the annotation of a GenBank genome assembly. Lineage: Eukaryota; Metazoa; Arthropoda; Ostracoda; Podocopida; Darwinulidae.
AGGACUUGAGUUUGGUUCCACCUGCUUCGUUUCUCGGAGAAAUGAAGGCUCGGAAGGGAGCAUCGAGGGCCAAAGUCGCUCGGGCACCGAAGAGCAAAGUCGCCGUGGGAGGCGUGGGCAAGCCGGCGAAGCGGAAGAUCGCCUCGAAAGCCCCGCUUCGAUGGGACGAGUCCCAGCGAGGAAAGUCGGACGCGAAAGCGAUGGAACUCUUGUCCCUGGUGAAAAGCGGGGCAGUGAAGAAGAAAACAAAGCUGAAGUUCAAAAAGACACUCUUGAAAGCGAGAAUCACCGCCAUAAAAGACGCCGAGAAGACGAAACGAGAUGCCCUCCGACGACGGAUGACCCCCGUGGUCGGCGACAUGGAGGUCCUGAAGUGCGCCCUGCCCCCUCCCACCGAACCUAGCCAGGAUCCCCCUGCCAAGCCCCAGAAGAAGCGCCAGAGCCUGCGUUCCAACCAGAAACAGAUGUUGGAGGAUUUUGCGCAAUUUCAAGCGGUGCUGAGCUUCCCCCCGUAUCGAGCGGACCCCGCGGAGGCAAUCAAGACCCACGUCCGCAACACGGUCGAAGCGAUGGUGGAAGCAGCUGUUUCUGACCGUUAAGUCAUUAGCUGUUGUGUGUUGCCUCAAGCAUUUCAAGCAUUACGGAACGUCUGGAAUGUGUUCGGGAAUGUCUGAAUGAACAUUUUGUCCGACCUGGAAGUGACUAUGCUUCGUCUGGAGUGCUGAAGUUGUCCAUGAAUUUGUUCACGUGGAG